This is a messenger RNA of Asparagus officinalis (garden asparagus), 399 nucleotides long. Its product is annotated as pathogenesis-related protein 1-like. NCBI's taxonomy places the organism in Eukaryota, Viridiplantae, Streptophyta, Magnoliopsida, Asparagales, Asparagaceae. The transcript is spliced from 2 exons. Gene Ontology annotation, biological process: abscisic acid-activated signaling pathway; defense response. The coding region runs from base 1 to 399 and encodes 132 amino acids. Gene Ontology annotation, molecular function: signaling receptor activity; protein phosphatase inhibitor activity; abscisic acid binding. The record is from RefSeq and is a predicted model, not a curated record. Gene Ontology annotation, cellular component: cytoplasm; nucleus.
AUGAGCUCCAGCACCGUUAGCCAUGAGAUCGAGUCCUCAGUCUCUGCUGCUCGCCUUUUUAAGGCUGCUAUGACGGAAUGGCACAACCUGGCUCCCAAGAUCCUGCCUGAAAUUGUGUCGAGUGCUAGCGUUGUAGCCGCUGAUGGUGGCGUGGGAAGCAUUAGGCAGAUCAAUUUCACUUCAGGUGGUGAUCUCGGUACUAAGCUUGAGUCAGCCUCUUCUCAUUUCAAGCUCGUGCCAUCGAGCAAUGGAGGAUGUGUUGUUAAGCUUGAGGGUACUUACAAGACUCUACCCGGAGUUGAUGCAAGCGACGAGGUUGCAAAGGGAAAAGAAAUGAUGACAAAUGCUAUCAAGGCUGCAGAAGCCUACCUUGUUGCCAAUCCCACUGUCUGCGCUUAA